AUGCCCAGUCAGAGCGUAUGGGCAUGCCCUUGUUUAAAUGUGCGCUUGCACGGUAUUGCUUUGAAUGAAAAGGCAGAGACAUCGCCUACUAAGGUCUUACUAGAUCAGAAAAAUGGCUUGAGGCUUUCUAUCCCACCACUUGUAUCUCGUGAAUCUGUCUCAUUGAGAGGCGUGACACUAAGUCACACUGAAUCUGAUGUUGCUAUUAGGUGUAACUUGUGUCAUGAGCUCGUAUACACUAUGCAAGAGUCGAGUACGCCUCCCGCUUUCAAAAAGGAAGAAGGAGCGAAAGUCGAAAGGAUGCAGAAAAACUUCAUUCCCAAGAAUCAUCAAGUUUUUUUGACGAGAGAAUGCAUUUCUGGGAAUCUUAUCGACGAAAGAAAACAGGAUUCUUCAUACUCUCGUGUAUUUCAUGUGGUUCUACCUCGCUCAGAUGAUUGCCGUCAGUCUCAACCUAUUACUUUUCCUUACAUUAAAGAUUCCAAAGAUGUCGUAUCAUUUUUCACUCCUAUACCACGCACCUCUUUUGACAACACAGAGCUAUUGACUACUUCGAACGCCUCAACAGAAUCCGUUGACGAACACGCCUGGCAACUUCUGGAGCACGCCAGAUUAAAAAUUGCGGCAGACAUGGCUUUCAUUUUGCGCAAAAAGCAGGAAGAAUGGUUUGAAACCGUUCAGAGAACGCGGAUGGACUUGCACAUUCUAGCUAAGAGCAUUUAUGCAAACAAGACAAACAAGACUGAAUCGACGGCAUCAUUCUCCGAAAAGAAAGCAGACAGCGGUUUGUUUUCAAAGCGAUUUGUUGGGGAAGUAAAUGAUGCGCAUUCUUCAAAAAGUGAGUUAGGAGCGUCACUCGCGCGAUUUGAUAGUGCAACGCUGUCGGCCCCGCUAAGAAAACCCUUGACGUUCGAAGAGCUGGAGCCAGUAACUUCGGCGACACGUGAAUCUCAACUUCCACGAUCGCCUCCGCCUGACUUGUGCAAACAGGCGCUUGAAAAAGAAAAUGUGCCAGAGGAAGAGGAUUUCAAGUUCACAAAUGAAGAUCAAAUUUUUCAAACGGACGAAGACAUAAAGACUGGUAACCCUAACCCUGUCACGAAUCGCAGAAACUCUGGAUCAAAAUUGUCCGUCAUGAAUGAACAUCAAAACCGCACUGAAAAAGUCUCUGAGCUUUUGAGUAGUGGUAUUGCUACUUCGUUUUCCGCCAUGACUCUUGCUGAACGGAAACCUAAUAAUAUCGCAUUACCACUUGACAACUCGCCUACAGGGAAGAGUGUUUAUGAUGUCCAAAGAUAUGAAACAGUUGGACCACAACAAUUUGGGCGUAGUAAUAGGCCUAAUUUUAUGCGGCAAUCACAUGAACACGACGAAGAACUUGUUUUGGCUGGUGCUGCCCUUGCUAACGCACCGUCACAUCGAGACAAACAUUUUGCAUUAAUGUUCAAGAACACGCACAAGCACGCACCUUUGAAGGACACCAAGACUUUAGCAUUGUCACUACCUAGCUUAGCUAUGAUUCCUGUUCACAAUAAUAAGGAUAAGGAAAUCAUGGAAAGCAUCGACCAUGAGCCAAAGACAAGCUUGCCAUGCAACGAAAAUCGCAUGGUGCCAUCGUUGCUGCAGGCUCUGCGCGAAAAAAACUCGCCAUCCUCAUCUUCAGCGAAACGUACUGUGGGUUUUAAUGUGACAUCGUCUCGGUCAUCAGCUCAAACAAAAAAGCCAAGCAGAGCAUCAAAUAUGGCUAUCACAGAGGAUCUGCCGCCGGUUCCGCUAGCACCUAGUCGGAGUUUACAAUUCGAGCCAUUGGAAGAAGCGGCUCCGCACGCUCUUUCGACUAUACUAGAUUCACCAACCCCCGAUGAUGCUGAGCUAACUAAAGUCUUGUAUUUUAUGCACCACCUGCAGAAUCUGAAGAUCUGUAAGCGGACAGGCUGGUAUCAUCAUAGGGUACCUGAGCCUGAAUCGAUUUCUGACCACAUGUAUCGCAUGGCAAUAAUGGCGAUUUUGCUGAAGGAAGACAAAGUCGAUGUAAAAAAGUGUGUUAUGAUGGCACUUAUACAUGAUUUGGCCGAAGCACGCGUUGGUGAUUUGACACCACAUUGUAAAGUUGACAAGGAUGAGAAGACACGUCGUGAACUUGAUGCGAUUCAAUUUCUCACUUAUGAUCUCCUUGGUGAUACAGAUGCAUCGAACACAAUAUUCCAGCUGUGGUUUGAAUAUGAAGAGCGUCAGUCACUCGAGUCUAAGCUUGUGAAGGACUUAGACUGUUUUGAACUGUGUCUACAGGCUUAUGAGUAUGAGAAGACACACAAUAUUGAAGAUCUCCAGCAAUUUUGGAAUGGAGCUGCACCGAAAAUUCAGCACCCGCAAAUUAAAAGAUGGCUUACAGCACUGCUUCAAAAGCGCCGCACACUUUGGAAGGGCCGAGGUAUCGAUUACGAUAAAGCUUAUGUCGCGGCGAAUGCAUAG
Molecule: messenger RNA, 2472 nt
Organism: Malassezia restricta
Lineage: Eukaryota; Fungi; Basidiomycota; Malasseziomycetes; Malasseziales; Malasseziaceae
Product: HD family hydrolase
Exons: 2
Coding region: 1-2472 (823 amino acids)
Cellular component (GO): cytoplasm
Molecular function (GO): 5'-deoxynucleotidase activity
Source: RefSeq, a predicted model, not a curated record